AUGAACGUUACGUAUCGAGAUUCCACGUCCUCUCCAUUCUCCAUGACGGAGGACUCCUCUGCAUCAGGCUCACCAGAUCCUUACAAAGAAGAAGAGGACGUCAAAAUCAUUCACACGGCCAUGCCCGAAAAGGUAGAAUCCAGUUUGGUAGAUUCGCUCAUUGCCAAACAAAUGUCCAGUCUCACCAUGGAUCAACGAGAACAAGCUUAUUUUGAUAUUCAUGGAAUUUCCAACAAUGAUGAAACUCCCGAAUUGAUUCAGCAAUCCAUGUUGGAAAUGGAAGCCGAGCUUGGCAUUUUGGAGGAUGCGGCCGCCUAUCGGAAGGCACUCGACUUGAACUCGCAGUACGUGAGGCAAGAUCGAUUCCGGCUCAAGUUCCUAAGGGCGGAUCGCUUUGAUCCCAAAAAGGCAGCGUUGCGCAUGGCCCGGCAUUUCGAAGCCAAAUUGGAUUUGUUCGGUCAAGAGAAACUCUGUCAGGACAUUACCCAGAACGAUUUGAAUCCUGGAGAUAUGGAUGCUUUGGUGACGGGGGUCGGUCAUUUGCCCAUUAGGGACUCGGUGGGACGUCUAGUAAGAAUUUCCUUUUCGCACAAUGGGGUGGACAUUGCGGGGUCGACCAUGGAAAUUCUCCGAGCCUUGUUUUAUUCCUUAAUGGUAUUGGCAGAUGACGAAGAGACACAAAAGAAUGGAGUGGUAUUUGUUUCCUGGGCGGUUGGGUACAAACAAGAUUCAAACAUGGUGCAUGUUACCAAAUCCGAUGGAUUCAAAAAUGCCAUUUGGGCCAUGGUCAAAUUGGCCUUUACCGCGAUACCCUUUCGACACGAAGCCUUUCAUUUGUGUUAUGAUAAUUUCUUUUUGAGUCCCAUUUUUGGCAUGAUCAAAUUAUCUUUGGGAAUGUACAUGGGUGUUCGAGUCAGGACUCAUUAUGGAAACAAAUUGGAGUGUCAGCGCAAAUUGCAAACCUUUGGAAUACCCACCACAGUCAUGCCAUUAAAGGCGGCGGAUAUGGACCAUGCCAAGGAAAUUUGGAAGAAACGACUCGCAUAUGAGAAAUGGAGUUCGAAUCCAAGUCAUGAGGGUAAUCCAAGACCACGAUCCGUCUUUGUUCCUGGACAUUUGGAUAUUUUGUUAGGGCGGGGUAGACGGUGCCAAGAACAUGUUGGGAACAUGCGAUUGAGGAAUCUGGUAGAAGAUUGCAAACCAGAAUACGACCAGGCAUCCCGAAAGGAAAAGACACUGAUAUCCCAAGAGAUUGUGGACAAUGUGAAAAAGAAUUCUCAUCAUUUUCUAAAGGAUGAAGAUGAAGGGUGGGUCGAAGUGGACGAUCAGGUGGCUCGACUCAAGGUCAGUCAUACCUUUCGGGAUGUAGCCAAGGAUGCCACCAAAAAGAAGGAAGGGAAUACGUCAGACAAUGCCUCGGUAUGCAGCGAAACCAAAAAGAGGGAUCGAGAUUCAUGA
Molecule: messenger RNA, 1458 nt
Organism: Cylindrotheca closterium
Lineage: Eukaryota; Bacillariophyta; Bacillariophyceae; Bacillariales; Bacillariaceae
Source: the annotation of a GenBank genome assembly